Molecule: messenger RNA, 457 nt
Organism: Zophobas morio
Lineage: Eukaryota; Metazoa; Arthropoda; Insecta; Coleoptera; Tenebrionidae
Exons: 5
Coding region: 62-457 (131 amino acids)
Source: RefSeq, a predicted model, not a curated record
UACAAGACGAGCAUAGUGAACAUUUUUUUUUACCUCUUAACCUCUCCUGCUGCUUUUAUAAAUGAAUCAAGAACCAAAAGAUGAUGUCCUCGGUAAUCUUUUCCGUUCUAUUUCUUUGGCUCACUCGCAUUUAGCUCUCCAGAAAGAAGAAUUAGUAGCUCAGAAUAGUUUUGUUAAAAAUUCUUUUAACAAGUUGUCUGAAAUGUUUAAUGAACUCGAUGAAAUUCUUAAAAAGCAGAACCAAGCGAUUAAAUUUUUCUCGGGCAAUGAGAAUAAAGGAAGGAUGACUCGGUUUGAUCACCCUUCGAAUCAUAACGACCAAUCAAAUGAAGUUGAUUUAACAACUGACGAAUCAAUUAUUAAUACUAUCGAGCCAUUAUUAAAAGAACACGACGAACGAAUUGAGGAGCUGUGCAGUUCUGUAGAACUUUUAAAACUUCACUUACAAAACUCAUAA